AAGCGUGUCUGGGUAGGGUUGGUGCUCCUGGUCACUGUAAACAAGUGCUGCCCGCCAUUUCUCGCUGGGUCUCAGCACUCGCAUUUUUCGCCGGAUUCAAGUGUAAGGUUGUGGCCACAGAGGAGUGGGAAGCAAGGCACCCACCACCACCACCACCACCACCACUACCACCAUCAACAUGUCAGUCCACCCACCCCCCAAGAGGAAGGAGAUCUACAAGUAUUCAGCACAAUGGACACUGUACAGCAUGAACUGGUCUGUGCGGCCCGACAAGCGCUUCAGACUGGCGGUGGGCAGCUUCGUGGAGGAGUACAACAACAAGGUACAGAUUGUGCAGCUGGAUGAAGACACCUCGGAAUUCGUGGUUCGCUCCACCUUCGACCACCCCUACCCCACCACUAAGAUUAUGUGGAUCCCUGACAGUAAGGGCAUCUACCCUGACCUGCUGGCGACGAGUGGUGACUACCUGAGGGUGUGGCAGCAGGGCAACGACGGCGACACACGCAUGGCCUGCCUCCUCAACAAUAACAAGAACUCAGACUUCUGUGCCCCCCUCACCUCAUUUGACUGGAAUGAGGUGGAGCCCAACCUGAUUGGCACCUCCUCCAUCGACACCACCUGCACCAUCUGGGGCCUGGAGACGGGGCAGAUGCUGGGGCGGGUCAAUGUGGUGUCAGGGCACGUCAAGACUCAGCUGAUUGCACACGACAAGGAGGUCUUCGAUAUCGCCUUCUCCCGUGCUGGUGGUGGACGUGAUAUGUUUGCUUCUGUUGGAGCGGAUGGGUCAGUGCGGAUGUUUGACCUGCGGCACCUGGAGCACUCUACCAUCAUCUAUGAGGACCCUGCCCACACCCCCCUGCUGCGCCUUGCCUGGAAUAAGCAGGACCCCAACUACCUGUCCACUGUGGCCAUGGAUGCCUGCGAGGUGAUCAUCCUGGACGUGCGAGUGCCAUGUACCCCCGUGGCACGCCUCAACAACCACCGUGCCUGCGUCAACGGCAUUGCCUGGGCACCUCACUCCUCCGUGCACAUCUGUACUGCAGGGGACGACCACCAGGCACUGAUCUGGGACGUGCAACAGAUGCCCCGUGCCAUUGAGGACCCCAUCCUGGCCUACACUGCUGCUGAGGGGGAGAUUAACCAGAUCCAGUGGGGCGCCACGCAGCCCGACUGGAUUGCCAUCUGCUACAACAAGUGUCUGGAGAUCUUGCGGGUGUGAGAGAGGGAGAGCGAGAGUGAGAGGGAGAGUGCAAGUUGUGGGUGUUUCUUUGUUUGAUUUGAUGGUUUGGUUGCUGUGUUUUUUUUUUUUUGCUCUAUUUUCCAUGAUUCUUGGGGUGUGUGUGUGUGUGUGUGUGUGUGUGUGUGUGUGUGUGUGUGUGUGUGUGUGUGUGUGUGUGUGUGUGUGUGUUUGUUUGAUGGAAAGAGAGAGUCAGAGGAUACAUCUUGGAUCUCUCAUGUUUUUUUUUUUUUUUUUUUUUUCUCACUUUUCUUUCCUCUGUAACUGUGUUUUUUUCUGUAAUUCUUUAGGUUGUGUAUCCAAGUGUUUGACUGAUGAAGAGAGAGAGAGAGAGAGAAUACACCUAGAAUCUCUCAUCUCUUUAUUUUUAUUUUUAUUUAUUUUUUUAGUUUUUCCCAUUUCUGUUUUGUCUGUAUUACUGCUCUAUUUUCUGUGAUUCUUGGUGUGUGUGUGUGUGUGUGUGUGUGUGUGUGUUAAAAAUUGAAAGAGUCUGAGAAUAUGCCUUUUAUCUCAUUUCUCUUUAUUUUUGUUUUGUUUUAUUUUCUCACUCUUUUUCUUUCCUGUGUAUCUGUUUUGUUUUCUGUGAUUCUUGGGGUGUAGUGUGUGUGUGUGUGUGUGUGUGUGUGUGUGUGUGUAUAUGAAAGAGAGAGAGAGAGAGAGAGAGAGAGAGAGACUGACUGACCUAAAGAAAGCCCCUUAAAUUCCUCUCAUUUAUCUUUUCACUAUUCCUUUCUGUGUUUCUUUGUCUGUGUAUCAUUUUGUCCUCUGUGUGUGAGUGACUGAUUGAAAAAGAGAAACAGAGAACAUCCUGGAAUCUCUUGUUUCUCUUUCCAUCUUCAUUUCUUUUCUCACUUCCCCUUUCUUUGUCUGUGUUAUCGAUUUCCGUUCUCACUUCCCUUUCUUUGUCUGUGUUAUCGUUUUCUGUGAUUUUUGUGGUUUGCAUGAGUGACUGAUAAAGAGAGAGACAGAGAGAUUUACAGAAUACCCUAAAGUCUCUCUAAUUUCUCUCUGUACCUUUAUUUUCCCCAUUGUUCUUCUCAUCUCUCCCUCGUUCCCCACUCUGUUACUCGUCACACACCCCAGCUAAGGUCUUGGAUGCUCAACUCUGCUCCUCCCAGGGUGUGCUACUAUUCUGGCAAUGAUGUGAGGGGCCCAGAUAUGUGUUACUGUUCUGGCAUUGAUGUACAGGUGCCCCCAGAGAUGUGACAUUGUUCUGGCAAUGAUGUGGGAGUGUGUAAAGGUAUGACACUGUUCUGGCAAUGAUGUAGAGAUGACACUGUUCUGGCAGUUAUGUAGGGGUGUGUAGGGGUAUGAUACUGUGUUGGUAAAUAUUGCAAGGGUGUCCAAAGGUAUGUUCUGGCAGUGGUGUGAGAGAGGUGGAGUAUUGUGUUGGUGUUGAAUGGUUUUACCAUCCUGGAAGCAUCAUUACCAUCUUCACAUCCUCACUCUUUUAUUUUUUUAUUUAUUAGUAAUUUUUUUCUAUGCUUCUAUUAGGUGACAGUGUGUGUGGUGUUGAGAGGUUACAAACACCAUCAUUACCACAUCAUCUCUGUCUCUCUGUGGUGUUGAGAGAUCUUACAAACACCAAACAUUACCACUUCAUCUCCAUCAUCUUUGUUUUUGGUGUUGAAAGAUCUUGUAAACACCAUUAGCAUCUUCACCUCCCAUCUCCACUGCAAACACCACCAGCAUCACCAGUCAUGGUUGUCGCCAAGUGUUCUGUUCUCCCUGUGUUCUGUAGCAUCGCUGGCCUAGCUUGCAUCAGAGAAGGAGAAUUCUAAGUACAAAGUUAGUUUAAAAAGCGUGUAUCAGUCAGUCAGUGGGUUGGUUGGUCAGUUAAGAAGCAUCAUUGUCUUUUUUUUUUUUUUUUUUUUUUUUUUUUUUUUUUUUUUUUUUUUUUGCUUGUAUUUAAUCUGUUCCCUGUCAUUUGGCAUGGGGCACCUUAGGUAUUGCUGGGGCCUGAUUGGUCAGCUCUUGGCUGCUGGGGCCCCUUAGCUUGGCAGAAUCAGAUUGGGGCAAGUUUAUGAGUUCUUAAGGUUAUUAAAAUCAGACAGUAAAGUUUUUAAGUUUGACAGAAUCAGACCCAGAUAAGUUAAUGGGUCUUUAAGCUUAAAAUGACUGGGAAAAGCUUUUAAAGUUGUAAGCCCUACAGAAUCAGACUGCUGCAAGUUUGUGGGUUCUUAAGCUUGACAGAAUCAGGCUAGUGCAAAUUUUUAGUUUAAUUUUAAAAGCCAUUAACAAGAAAGGAAUAGUAAUUAAGUCAUUAGAACCUAUUUCAGGGCCUGUUGUUUUAUUUUGUGCUCAUUAAAAUUGUUUAUGCUUAGCAGUCAAAGGGUUAGGAGCAUCAGGAGCAAGAAGUUUACAGUGACUUAAGUUUUGUGUGUGUGUGUGUGUGUGUGUGUGUGCGCACAAGUGUUUACCCAUGAUGCAAUCUUUUACAACUAGUGACAUGGCAGCAGCUUCACCACCACUAGUGUGUGCAGUGAAGGAGGACAUUGGAGUAAUGUUAAAGCACUCCUUGCCUGCCCAAGAAAGCUGCAGCCCCCCACACUCCCCACUGGCAUCUGUUUGUAGUACUUUGAUUUCUAUACACUCCCCCAAAACAUUAGACAAAGCAGAACUGAAAGGAAUAUAUUUAACCAACAAGAUGCUAAACAGUAACUUACAUAUGAUAGGUAAAGUGUUGAGGGGCAGUGUGAGGUGUGCAGCAGUGGCUGGGAAGGCUCAGAGCACUUGUAGCAAUCUUGUGAGACAAAGGCUGCUAUUCUCAAAUACUUUUUAACAGGCUGCACCACGUCACUACAGUUUUCAAGGGUGUCUUCAUGAUCCUGGUGAUGGUUUAGCAGCAUCUACUGAAAGUCAUUGGGGUUUUCAAGGGUGUCUUCAUGGUUUUAGUGACAGUUAAGGAUUCUGCACCAACAGGAAAAUAUUCACCCUUGAAGACGUGACUAAUCGUCUCAGUGGCCUUUACUUUUAAAAAUAGUCUCGAGUGUUUGAGAAUGGGAGCCUUAGUAUUAAUGCAUUUUUCAUACUAAUCCCGUACAGUUAAGCACACUCAGACCAGUGUUGUAUUCCUCACUAGUAACGCCACCCUGACAGCCAUGGUAGUCUUGCACUCCUCACCCCGGCAUGAGCUGUUUCUUCUCCUUGGUGAGUGUAGGACUGCUGUGCUGGAGGUGGCCGGGUAGGUGGCCCCAAGAUGAUUUUAGUGCAGAUCAGGACGACCUUGUGUCAUUUUCUUAGUGUUAAUCCCGUUGUAGCUUUACUUGCAAGACUGUAGUGUGUGUGUGUGUGUGUGUGUGUGUGUGUGUGUGUGUGUGUGUGUGUGUGUGUGUGUGUGUGUGUGUGUGUGUGUGUGUGUGUGUGUGUGUGUGUGUGUGUCCUGUCCACGGCAUGGCAGGAAAUGUCAUGAAUCUUUUGAAGUGUCUCAUUCAACAGCCAGAUAUACACCUACAUAAGUGAGAGAGAGAGAGAGAGAGAGAGAGAGAGAGAGAGAGAGAGAGAUGUUUUAUGUCAGGGGUCAGUUUUGUAAUUUUAUAAAGUGAGGAUGUGGUGGUGUCACCCAGCGUGCAUGUCACCAGACCAGUGAGCGGCUGGCUUCAUCCCCUCAGCAGUGUGUCACCCUUGUGCCCCUCACCCCCUAACACAGGAACAUGCAAGUCUAGUGUGUCAAGGCUGGAAGAGGGAGGGAAGAGGAACUGGAAACACACUAGUUUGGUACAUUAAACCAUCGCCCUCAUAAUACAAAGGUUUCUCCUUCUCUUCUCUCCCCAUCCACACAGAGCCUCCCACUCCCUUGCCAUUCUGCCCAGGUGUCUCCCAGCCUGAGCUUCCAUCCCUAAAGAAUGGUAUAGUGUUGUGUUAGUGUGCAGAGAGAUGCCUGUUACUGCUGUUAUGUUCUGCCGUGCUGUUUGGUCUUAUGCCAUGCUGUCAUUCCUUUGCUGUGGUUAGUUAGCGAUUCUGAUUUUAGUUUAUUGAUUUGAGGAGCUGCUUUCACUCUCUCUCUCUCUUUCUUUCUUUUUCUGUGCAAGGAAUGUCUUUCAGCACCUCAGCAUAAGUGGUGACAGUCUCAUCCCCAUCCACCACCAUCAUGACUCUCACACCAUCUCUCUCCUUCCGAUCACCACAACCACCUCCAUUUCAUUGCUGUACCAUUCACUCACCUCUCAGCAUCACACAUUGCAUAUCAUUAUGACUCACCACCACCUCGAUCACCUCAGCUGUCACUUCUGUAUGCCAGGGUGUGCUAAGUUCCAUAUUUCAGCCUCACCUUUCAUUCCAUUUAGUAAGACGCUGCAAGGAGUGACGCUAGAAUAGUUUGUCAUGAUCAUAUACACUUGUAUGGAAUGUCCUCUAGCAGCGUGAACGACCAACGACUUAGAGGCACAAGCAGACAUCUCCCCACACCGUUUUUAGCAAUCAGGAUGAGUUUUCAUUUCUUUCUUGGGCACCAUCAGUAUUUGCCUGGUGGAGACAUGACCUGUGGUGCCUCAUUGUUCUCUGUCUGGCUAACAGUGGCUGUGGUUUGGAUUUUGAAGUGUUCAGUUACAUCAAGAGCUGCACCAUUAUUGUGUGUGUGUGUCUGUGUGUGUGUGUGUGUGUGUGUUUUCCAUCACUGUCCCUGUUGACAGCUUCAUUCAUUUGCUACAGUUUGUGUUGCUCUUCACAGGAAGGUGUUUUAAUGUCUCCCAGGCAAAACUCUGCACGGAAUAUUCUGUCACUUCCAAGUUUCCCAAGGUUUGGCUGUCAACAUAGGUUGUGUUUGAAAUCUGUCCCUUAACUAAGGUUUGUUACUUUGUUCUGAUGGAAGACUUCCUUUCAUUACUGUAAGAAAGGAAAGUACCACAAGCGCCAUCAACAGACCCAAGCCAGUCAGUCCUGGGGACAGAAUGAGAUGACUUGGCCUGGCCCAUCACAUAGCUGGGCUGCUGCCAUUGCACAGCACGGCCAGACAGACCACAGGUUCAUGGUGCCCGUUCUUGCCACAUUAUUUAAAUGACCAUGAUGUAAUUACCUUUUAGAACUGUACAUUAAAGUUUUUCUAAUA
This is a messenger RNA of Scylla paramamosain (green mud crab), 6284 nucleotides long. It is a transcript of the gene wap, whose product is annotated as DDB1- and CUL4-associated factor 7. The transcript has 8 exons. The coding region runs from base 179 to 1219 and encodes 346 amino acids. Lineage: Eukaryota; Metazoa; Arthropoda; Malacostraca; Decapoda; Portunidae. The record is from RefSeq and is a predicted model, not a curated record. Gene Ontology annotation, molecular function: protein binding. Gene Ontology annotation, cellular component: nucleus.